Messenger RNA from Lodderomyces jiufengensis, 1302 nucleotides. It is a transcript of the gene ASK1, whose product is annotated as Ask1p. The transcript has a single exon. Gene Ontology annotation, cellular component: DASH complex; mitotic spindle pole body; mitotic spindle. Gene Ontology annotation, biological process: attachment of spindle microtubules to kinetochore. Lineage: Eukaryota; Fungi; Ascomycota; Pichiomycetes; Serinales; Debaryomycetaceae. The record is from RefSeq and is a predicted model, not a curated record. The coding region runs from base 1 to 1302 and encodes 433 amino acids.
AUGAAGAGGCUAUCAAUUGCUCCACCUUCAUCGAGAAGAAAAUCAGCAUUACUAUCACUGGAAGAUUAUAAUGCAAGAAAAGUUUUAGAACAAUUAGAUCAAGAUACAACAUUAGUUUUACAAGAAAUUGAUAAAAAUAUAUCAAGAGCAAAUGCAAUUAUUAAUGAUAAAUUGAAACCUAUAUUACAAGAUUAUGGAGCAGAAAGUUUGAAAGUUUGGAAUAAUACUAGCUUUUGGAAAAGAUUUUUUGAACAAUCUGCAAAUGUUGAAUUAAAUAGUUAUGAAACUCCCAUUGAUGAAGUACAAUCUAAUUUAUUGUCAGAACAAGAUGAAGAAGAAGUAAUUAUUGAUAUACAACAACCAAGAACAACAACUUUAUUAAAUUCAAAAAGAACUAAUUUAAGACAUAUAACUGAAGAAGAUACUGCAACUUGGUCAACAGAACAGAAAAAUCCAAGUAGUAAACAAAUGUCUUCUUCAACUCCUCAAAGAAACACGAGAUCACUAUAUUCACCUCAAAGAUCAACAAGAUAUGCUUCUUCAUCAUUACCACCAGCAAAAAGUUCAAAAUUGUCAGAAAAUGUUAAUUUACAACCACCUUCAUCAGCUAUAAAUUCAAGACUAUCGCCAUCUUCAUCAAGACGUUCACCACAAAGAGUAUCAACUAUACGUCAAUCGUUAGAUGCUUAUCAUAGAAUUAGUAUAUCACCUAAAAAAAUCAAAACUCCGAUUACAGCAAGACGAACAUCUAUAAUUCAAAAUAUUUUAAAUUCUUCACCAACCUUACCAUCAGUUCCUAUAUUAAAAUCAGACAUUAUUGAACAAACAACAUCUCCACAUCAGAGUCAAGAUCAAAAUCAGAUCCAACUACAGAAAUUCCCAAACACACAAAGAUAUAGCUCAACUCCACAACGAAUACCACAAGAAGAUGAUUAUCAAUUACAACCACCUCAUUUACAACAACAUAUACCUCAACAAAAUAGUGAUUCCAGUGAUGAACCUUUACCAGAACUAAGCACUUCCAUUGUAAUGACUAGCAGUGGUGGUAAAAAACGAAGUAGAGAAGAAGACAAUGUAUUUUUGGAUAAGGAACACAGUAAUCAUUCAAAGUCGUUAUCUGAAAUAUUUACAGAAAGUAUAAAUAAACUUCGCAAUAGGGGAAAAACUGAAGAAAUGACUAUUGGUUUAGAGCUCGAUCAUACAGAGGAAAAUGAAGAAAUUAGAGAAGAAAAUGUAGAAGUCUCAGACAGUUUAGGUCCGUUCAAAAAUAGGUGGGAAAAGUUAUCAAAUUUAGAUAAUUAA